CCAGAUGCAGGUUGGCUGCUGUCUUACAUUGAUCUAGGAUACUAGAUGCAACUGCUGUUCUGAAUGUAGCGAGCAGAUUGUAGUGUUAGAUUGUUGUAAUGUCUAGGUGUAGGCAACAUAUGGAUUUCCAAUACUGAGAAUUUAUUAAUUUUCCAUUCGCUUUCUCUACCUAGCAGCCCUGCAAGAUCACUUCGGGUAUUUCUAUAUACAGGCUUGCCAGAAAAGAAAGAAACUAAAGGGGGCAUAGCACAUUAGAGGGCCUUAAGGAGAGAACAGAGGAGUGGGAUAGAAACAGUGUAGCUGUAGAAACAGGGUUAGGUAGAUAGACUGCCAUGAGAGAGGAUCCGUCAAGCUGUGGUGAAUACCCUGAGGGAGGGGUGGUGUCCAGUGAGGAGGAGCCAGACUGUGCUCCAAUCAAAUACCCUGUGGUGGUGGUAACACCAGGGGCCGGCGGGCGCAAGAGUGUCACCAGGAAAGACAACAUUUUAUCGCCAACAGAGGACAACAAGUCAACAACAGGAGGGCCUCCCAGUUUGAUCCCAUCAGGACCCAAGAGGCCUAAGAAGAGUCCCCAGCCCUCCCUGUCUCCUCUCCCCAUCCCAGGCCAGCCCCUGGAGGACCCUCAGCACCAACGGGUGAUCGCCAAUGUACGGGAGCGCCAACGGACGCAGUCCCUGAACGACGCUUUUGCCUCGCUGCGUAAGAUCAUCCCCACGCUCCCCUCGGACAAGCUGAGCAAGAUCCAGAUCCUAAAGCUGGCCUCGCGUUACAUUGACUUCCUCUACCAGGUCCUGCAGAGCGACGAGAUGGAUGCCAAGCUGGCCAGCUGUAACUACCUAGCCCACGAGAGACUCAGCUAUGCAUUCUCAGUGUGGAGGAUGGAGGGGGCCUGGUCCAUGUCUGCUACCCACUAGCCCUGUCACCUACCUCUCUAACAUCCCCUCCCCCAGCCAAUCUCCCAUGACCUCUGACCCCUGCUCUCUGACCCUCAUCCUCACAUCAUCUAACUCCUCUUAUCAUUCUACACCAGCACCGUACCAAGGCGUCUGAGAAGCCUCCACCUGUUGGUCUGCAAUCCCUUUGUUUACUGAUUUGGACCUACAUCUCUGGACCAACUAAAUCAAAGAUAUGAGCCUGCCCUCACUCUGGAGAGGUACUGUAGAGAGACUCAGCUUCCUCGAGCCCACACAGAAUCUAUGGGACAAUGAUUCAGAGCUACUAGCAGGUCUAGAAGAGGGACAACUAUAGCUUUUUAGGACCUGGAAAUUGCAACUUGUGACUUGGAAACAAUUUGGUAAACAAAUGUAAGUUGCAGAUAUUAAUGGGAAUAUUCCUAUUGUAGUGUAACUACAUGUAGUACAGAACUGUUUGUAAACCAAAACACAAUUCCUCAUUAAAAGGGAAUCAGUUGGUGUAAGAUAA
Molecule: messenger RNA, 1422 nt
Organism: Salmo salar (Atlantic salmon)
Lineage: Eukaryota; Metazoa; Chordata; Actinopteri; Salmoniformes; Salmonidae
Product: twist-related protein 2
Biological process (GO): developmental process; regulation of transcription by RNA polymerase II
Molecular function (GO): RNA polymerase II transcription regulatory region sequence-specific DNA binding; protein dimerization activity; DNA-binding transcription factor activity, RNA polymerase II-specific
Source: RefSeq, a predicted model, not a curated record